Messenger RNA from Blastocystis hominis, 1331 nucleotides. RefSeq lists its product as hypothetical. Gene Ontology annotation, biological process: translational elongation; translation. The record is from RefSeq and is a predicted model, not a curated record. The transcript has 2 exons. The coding region runs from base 65 to 1300 and encodes 411 amino acids. NCBI's taxonomy places the organism in Eukaryota, Bigyra, Opalinata, Blastocystidae. Gene Ontology annotation, molecular function: GTPase activity; translation elongation factor activity; GTP binding.
UUUCAAUUUGAAGUAUUUGAAUAAUGUAUGUGGAGUGAAUGUCUGAUGUGUGUGGUCGUUUGGGAUGGAGUCUAACCUGUUUUGUAGCAUGGGUAAGGAAAAGCCUCAUAUUAACUUGGUCGUCAUUGGACACGUCGAUUCUGGCAAGUCCACCACCACUGGUCACUUGAUCUAUGCUUGCGGUGGUAUUGAUAAGCGUACCAUUGAGCGUUUUGAGAAGGAGGCCAACGAGAUUGGUAAGGGAUCCUUCAAGUACGCUUGGGUGCUGGACAAGAUGAAGGCCGAGCGUGAGCGUGGUAUCACCAUCGAUAUUUCUCUGUGGAAGUUCCAGACUGAGAAGUACUUCUUCACCAUCAUCGAUGCCCCUGGUCACCGUGACUUCAUCAAGAACAUGAUCACCGGUACCUCUCAGGCCGAUGUUGCCAUUCUGAUCAUUGCUGCCGGAACUGGAGAGUUCGAGGCUGGUUACGGAAAGAACGGUCAGACUCGUGAGCACGCUCUUCUUGCCAACACUCUGGGAGUGAAGCAGAUGAUCUGCUGCGUGAACAAGAUGGAUGACAAGUCCGUGAACUACUCCGAGGCUCGUUACAAGGAGAUCAAGGCUGAGAUGACCAGCUUCUUGACCAAGGUCGGUUACCAGAAGGUGGAGGAGCGUAUUCCCUUCAUUCCCAUCUCUGGAUUCAACGGAGAUAACAUGUUGGAGCGCUCUGCGAACAUGCCCUGGUACAAGGGACCCACUCUGAUUGAGGCUCUGGACAACAUUCAUCCUCCUAAGCGCCCUCCCGGUAUGACCGUGACCUUCGCUCCCGUGGGUGUGACCACUGAAGUCAAGUCCGUGGAAAUGCACCACGAGUCGAUUCCUCAGGCUCUGCCCGGAGACAACGUCGGUUUCAACGUGAAGAACGUGUCUGUGAAGGACAUUCACCGUGGAAACGUGUGCGGAGAUGCCAAGAACGAUCCUCCUUGCAGAGUGGAGUCGUUCACCGCUCAGGUCAUUGUGAUGAACCACCCCUCGGGUAUUCGUCCUGGUUACUGCCCUGUGAUGGAUUGCCACACUGCUCACAUUGCCUGCAAGUUCGAGAAGAUCAUGUCCGAGAUGGAUAAGCGUACCGGAAAGGUCCUGCGUGAGAACCCCGAUAUCGUCAAGAACGGAAAGUCCAUGAUGGCCGAGCUGGUGCCUUCCAAGCCUCUCUGCGUCGAGUCCUUCCAGGAUUAUCCUCCUCUGGGUCGUUUCGCCGUCCGUGAUAUGAGACAGACUGUCGCUGUGGGUAUUAUUAAGUCCACUGUCCGUGCUAAGUAAGGGGAAACGAAUGGAUUUCUGUACACUGGGU